CCAACAGUGACGUGUGAGGUGGAAGGUGUUACCCAUCAAUUUCUGGUGGACACUGGAUGUACAUACUCUGCCAUCAGAUCUCACCAACCCCUGUCUUCGGAAUCAAUACAGGUGGUGGGGGUAUCAGGAACACCCGAAGCUCAGUACAAAACCAACCCCUUGCUUUUUCAAUGGGGACCAUCAAAGUUGAAACAUCAGUUUCUUUUCUGUCCAAACUGCCCCAUUAACCUGUUGGGUAGGGACCUACUCUGCAGACUCGGAUGCGCAAUAUACCUAACAGAAAAGGGAGUUGAAGUCUCUGUUUCCCAAAUUCCAAGUGCAAGAGUCCUGAUGCUUCCCAUUCUACCAACCCCUAUACCAUCUACAACACAGGAAAUCUACUGGCUUAGGUGUCUCCCAACCGGACCAGCAACUCCAGCUGUCCAGUUCCAGUUUAAUCAAAUGAGAAAGCUCAUUUACUCUUUUUACCCUUACAAACCUCCCCAGACUGACUUACACUGCACACUUAAUGUGACUGAUGAUGAAGAAACUCCCUACACUCAGGAUUGGGAUGAAAAUAUGAUGCACCUUACUCCCACCAUUCGAUGCGUUACUAUUAUCUGUGGAACAGAAGGUGUCGCUGCCCCUGUCAUACUCUCCAACAACCUUAAGCCUUGGUACCAGCUGGGGCCUGAUUCUGCACCUCAUUCCUUGGCUGUGGGCAACGGCCAUGAAGCCAGGAGUUUGGGACAAAUGAUAAAAAGAGCCUCCAAACUCACCUGGGAGACUACCACCACACCUGGACUGUUAAAAGCGACCACUGAAAAAAUGUGGCGUUUAACAACGGUAGACACAGAAGAACAGUGCCAACCUGAGCGAAUCACACUCCCAAGACACCAUGGAAAACCUUAUUCUGACCAUCCAUCUUCACCAGCUGUUUUGGAAUCCAUUGACAAAUCAAUAUGGACUCACACACCCUUUGAUGUGGGAAAACUCCAGGUUCACCCAGUUACCAUCACCCUUACCAACCCUGACCAGAUUCCUAUAUAUCGAACGCAGUACCGACUGAAACCUGAACAGAUAGAGGGAAUCAGACCUACUAUCGAAGGCCUGCUGGGAGCAGGGUGUAUCUAUAGGACUCAGUCACCAUGGAACACUCCAAUACUUCCUGUUCUUAAAGCUGGGGGUGAGACAUAUAGGAUGGUGCAAGACUUCCGAGCUGUGAAUGACGUCACCACACCGAUUGAUCUCCCUGUUCCUGAUCCUCACAUCACUUUGAGCAAUCUGUCACCCAAACAUCAGUACUUUACUGUAGUGGACUUGGCCAAUGCCUUCUUCAGUAUUCCAUUGGAUGAAGCAUCCCAGCCACUCUUUGCGUUUACCUACGAAAAUCAGCAGUUUACGUAUUCGGUUCUUCCCCAAGGUUACAGGUGUUCUCCCGGAAUCUUCAAUCAUAUCCUGAAGACGCACCUGGCGGAGCUGAAAAUCCCGGAAGGAGUGAUACUUAUACAAUAUGUUGAUGACCUGUUGUUGGGGGCUCCCACCUCAGAUCUCUGCCUGGAAAUAACUAAAACUCUUUUGGACUUUCUGGCAGUCAAAGGCUACAAAGUAAAAAUGGCCAAGGUCCAAUCCUGCAGACGUACCGUUCUGUUCCUGGGAAGGGAGAUCUCAGGAGAUGGUGCUGGACUCUCCAAGUCACACCGAGACACGAUCUUACACCAUCCAAGACCCAUCACUGUCUCAGGGAUGCUGUCCUUCCUAGGCUUGACUGGAUAUAGCCGUACUCAUAUCCCGGACUAUACUUCAAGAACUGAACCACUGAGGGAGAUCGUGAGGGAAGCUGGUCCAAGAAACCUACAUGCCCCAUUGGUAUGGACUCCUGAAGCCUCUACCGCAUUUGGCCUGUUAAAAACCGAUUUAUCUGUUGCUGCUGCCCUCACCUCGCCUGAUUAUGAAAAAACAUUUCAUUUGGAUGUUUCUGAAAAGGAGGGGUUCACCUCUUCCGUCCUUUUUCAGAAACAAGAGGGGGAGAGAAGAGUACUGAUGUACCACUCUGCUAAACUUGAUCACAUUGAGACAGGCCAAACCACGUGCUCCAGGUAUGUAGCUGCAGUGGCUAAGGCCAUUGAAAAAACCGCUCACAUUGUGAUGUGCCACAAGAUGGAGAUUCACACCCAUCAUGGGGUUGCGGCAUACCUGAUGAGCAAGGAAUUCACUUUCAGUGCUGAACGGAAAAGCAAAAUUCAGAACAAAUGUACUCAGUCACACAUCACGUUUGUCAACACAGACAAAAACAUGGCUGACGCACUCAAUGCAGAAGAAGGCCUGGCACACUCCUGCCAGGAAAGAGCAGCUCAGGAACUCAAGC
Molecule: messenger RNA, 2347 nt
Organism: Coregonus sp. 'balchen'
Lineage: Eukaryota; Metazoa; Chordata; Actinopteri; Salmoniformes; Salmonidae
Source: the annotation of a GenBank genome assembly